UCUCCGCCCCCUCCUCCGGUGGUGCCGGGUUGCAGCGCCGGUCGUGGAGGUUUCGGUGCCCGAAGCCGGGAGCGCGGAGUCGUUCCCGGGAGCGCCGGCCAGGCUAUGAUCGCGGGUCCCCGGCGGCCCGCUCCGGCCAACCAGAGUCCCCGUCUCAGCUUGUGCCCGUGCCCGAGCGGUCUCCUCAGGCCGGCCCCGCGGCGCAGUUGGCGGCGGCGCCCGCAGUGCGCCCCCUCCUCCGAUGGCGGCAGAGAUCCAGCCCAAGCCGCUGACCCGCAAGCCGAUCCUGCUGCAGCGGGUCGAGGGGUCUCAGGAGGUGGUGAAUAUGGCCGUGAUCGUGCCCAAGGAGGAGGGCGUCAUCAGUGUCUCGGAGGACAGGACUGUUCGUGUGUGGUUAAAGAGAGACAGUGGACAAUAUUGGCCAAGCAUAUACCAUGUGAUGCCUUCUCCAUGUUCAUGCAUGUCUUUUAACCCGGAAACAAGAAGACUGUCCAUAGGUCUAGACAAUGGUACAAUCUCAGAGUUUCUUUUAUCAGAAGAUUAUAACAAGAUGACUCCUGUGAAAAACUAUCAAGCGCAUCAGAGCAGAGUGACGAUGAUCCUGUUUGUCCUGGAGCUGGAGUGGGUCCUGAGCACGGGACAGGACAAGCAGUUUGCCUGGCACUGCUCUGAGAGUGGGCAACGCCUGGGAGGUUAUCGCACCAGUGCUGUGGCCUCAGGCCUGCAAUUUGAUGUUGAAACCCGGCAUGUGUUUAUUGGUGACCACUCAGGCCAAGUAACCAUCCUCAAACUGGAGCAAGAAAACUGCACCCUGGUCACAACAUUCAGAGGACAUACAGGUGGGGUGACUGCCCUCUGUUGGGACCCCGUCCAGCGGAUGUUGUUCUCGGGGAGCUCCGACCACUCCGUCAUCAUGUGGGACAUCGGUGGGAGAAAAGGAACAGCCAUUGAGCUCCAAGGACAUAAUGACAGAGUCCAGGCCCUGUCCUAUGCACAGCACACGCGGCAGCUCAUCUCCUGUGGUGGUGACGGUGGAAUUGUCGUCUGGAACAUGGACGUGGAGAGGCAGGAGACCCCUGAAUGGUUGGACAGUGAUUCCUGCCAGAAGUGCGAUCAGCCUUUCUUCUGGAACUUCAAGCAAAUGUGGGACAGCAAGAAAAUUGGCCUGAGACAGCACCACUGCCGGAAGUGCGGGAAGGCCGUCUGCGGCAAGUGCAGCUCCAAGCGCUCCUCCAUCCCUCUGAUGGGCUUCGAGUUUGAAGUGAGGGUGUGUGACAGCUGCCACGAGGCCAUCACAGAUGAGGAACGUGCACCCACAGCAACCUUCCAUGACAGUAAACAUAACAUCGUGCAUGUGCAUUUUGAUGCCACCAGAGGAUGGUUACUGACUUCGGGAACUGACAAGGUUAUUAAGUUGUGGGAUAUGACCCCGGUUGUGUCCUGAUGCCCCUUCCAGGCACCAGGAAGAUAGUAUUUACUCAAGAAACGGUUGUUCUAACCUAAAUCAUGACUGGAGCUGUAAAGCAGAUGGGUGAGUGGUGGGAGAGAAGCUGGAGAGCUGAGCUGAGCUUGCAUGUGACCCGCACACACGGCGGUGAGUGGUCGGUGAGCUCUUGCGAGGGAACUCUUGCAACUUGUUCAUACGAUAUAAAAGAGGAUAUUUUUUUAACAAGUGGUUUAUACAGUCUGGCUGUGCUACCUUGUUUUGAGUAUACUGCAAACUCAGUGUGGGGUGUAUUAAGUUUUAUAUUUUUCACCACUUCGUUUUAGUUGUUGCUUUGUGUGUCGGAGAAAUGAGGCGUGUAUUAACUGUUCAGGGUAUUUUCGGUAGUUAUAAAGUAGUUUCCGUGUUUCCUUCACUUGGACACAUAUCUCGUGGUCGGCAUCUUUUUCUUCUGUAUGUAUCCACCCUCAGCUUCAUCUGCUGUUCCCCAGAGUGUACGUACUCACAGUUUAUUUGCAGUGUUUCUGCUUUCAUAGAAAUUCCCUUCCAUUGAGAGACCUGGAAAACCAUUCGUGUGGAUUUCCCAGCUGACUCUUGAAUCGCCUGAAGAGUGAUCCCGUUUGUGAUAUCUGGUCAUACAUGUUCUCAUGGAGUGGAAAUGACCUUGUGUUUCUGCCUCAGUUUUUCUCUGUCUUUCCCACAUUAAAAAAAAAAAUGUUGUGAGAAAGCCACUCCCAGCCACAAAGUAGAUUAUCGUAACUCAGACCUUCAACUCUCAGUGCCUGGAUCAUUUCUAAUUCAGCUGGAGCUUUCUGAGUCUUUUAGGCUUUAGUUUUAUUGACACAGCUCUCCGUCGCUCUUCAUAUUAAAAACAAAACAACAAAACCCUGUGUCCAAAAAAAAAAAAAACCCUGUGUCCUUCAAGAAUAGUGUCUUUAAAAUGUGUUGUUCUGUGUGAUGUCUGAACUUGAACAUGUUCAUUGCUGCGAGGUUGUAUCCUGCUUUAUUCCUCACCGUCUGUAUUUUCUUCUCCUUUCAAAACGAGAUAUUUAAAGAUUUUUAUCUUCAUGUAUUUUAUCAGAACACUUUGCACACUUUCAUACUAAAACUGUGUGAUCUGAGACAUAAAAGGUACUGAAUCCUACAGUUCAUGCUGUGUUCCAGUUGGGAAUGUAAAAAAAAAAAAAAAAAGAGGGGCAGGGGGAGGCCUUAGGAAAUGAAUCUAAACUCUAAUUUUAAGGGAAUCCUUGUCAAACUUGAUAAAUUGAGAUCUUCUUGUGUGUAGUGACUCAACUUGGGAUAUUGAAGUUCUUUUUUAAAAUCUUAUUUUCACUUGUAAAAAUAGAAUUGAAAUUAGCAGCAGGCAUGAGCUAUGUGCUCGCCCCCUUCUAAGCACUUUACACAAGUACCACCUCAUUGAGCCCUCACCUGUCAGGAGCAUUGGGGGAUCCCCGGGUCCUUGGGGUUCAUCAGGUUAAACAAAGCCUCGCAGUUAAACAGGCCAAUUACUUGCCCUUCUCUAUCUGCGCCCUACCUCCACAGGAUCUUGUUCUCUUUUGAUCUGACAAUUUGGGGGUGGUAGUAGUUGAAGUCCUCCCUAUUUUUUUCCCCUCUUUUCCUGAAAGUAAUUUUUCCCCCUCGUGAUCAUUAAUUUUCUUUCUAACUGGGAGAAGGACUCCCAGCCAUACUUGGAUUAUCCCUCCCCCAACACUGACCAAGUGUGCUUCCGGGGCACGGGCUUCCUCGAGAUGAUUCUGCUGCUGCAGUUUUGGGAAGCAGGACAGUGGGUGUGCCCCAUGCAGCCAUGGUACGUGACAGCCAUGACCUGGGACAUCAGGGCAGAUGGGCCUAUGUGACCAUACUCUAAGGUUGUGUACACACACACACACAGAGCAAUUACCACUUACCACUUAACUGCCGCUUCCACACAAUCCUUGCUUGCCAUCAGUCAAAGCCAUUAUAACUAACCUGAGUCUCUUCUGCAUGACUGCUCUGUGAGAGAGCUUUAAAAAGGGAAUUUAAAAUACUCAAAUAUCUAUUUUGUAGUUUACUACUAGAACCUGGAGCCACUUAACUAAGUUGUACGUAAUAAAGGACUGUGUGUUGGAAAUGAGUUGUAGGAAAGAAUCACUGUGUUUUCCCUUCCUGAACUUUGGAGCCCGGCCUGUGUAUAGAGAGGCAAGCCCAGCGUUAGGGAGACGGUGGAUCCGGCGCGUGGCAGACCUGGCGUGGAUCUGAGUUGGGUCUCGAUGAGCUCAGGACCCCACUGGGAAAGCUGAUUGUCUCCUUUGGACCACAUGUGACACUGUGGUCCCUCUGGUCUGUGACCCUGCACUUCAGUCCAGCCAUCUCCCUCCCAGCCUGUCUGUACCCCAGCCCACAGGGCCACUCAGAGGUUGAAACCACUGGACACCUCGUUGGUGACGAGAGUUGCGAUCAGUAACCACAGAUAUGUCAAGGUAUCCAUUGCCCUGCCUUUUCCUUUCUCCUCAUCUGUGUAGGUGCUUGAACUUGGUGAGAAGCGCUUAGCACGCCAACUGUGUGUGUUUAUAAUACUGUGAAUUCUUGAGUAUUACAUUAUCUCCACCAUUUUUGUAACUCGUAGAUAUGUGUUGGUGUCGGGGUGCCUUCCAAGCAUUUUUAUGGAAUAGAGGCUUCAUUCAUUAGGAGUGGAAGCUGGUGCCAGCACUUGGCUUUUCUCCUGUCUGGGUUAACUCUCAUAGUUCUUGUUUUACCCCACUGGAAUUGCACUUUAUAUAUAUUUUUUGCUCUGUUACUUCAACAUACAGAAGCUCUGGCAAGUAAUGCCUAACAGGAUUAUGCUAGGAAAGUGGCAAACCCGCACAUACCAUGCACGUGGCUGUCCUUUAUUUGGUAGGAUAGAACCAAUCACAUGCUCUCAGUUUCUCCAAAGAAAUGAUGUUACUGGAACCUUUAACUGCCUGGGUUGUCUCCACAGUAGCACAAUUGGUUUUAGAUUAAGUACUUGGAGUCAUGUGUCUUUUUAUCUGAGGUCAAUCAACCAUGAUGUAUUUCUUAUUGGAUUGUUUGAAUUAUUCAAAGAAUCAUAAAAUCACAAAACUGGAAGGGAUCUUCAGACAUCUAGAAUGUUCCAAGCACAAAACACUAUAGUCACACCAGGCAGUUAGAGAUCGCUGAGGUAUCAACAAGGGAAGCCUGAAAGAAGAAUUUUCGAGGAACAGUUGUUUUAGAACAUUAACUGGUAAUGGCGUGAGGGGGAGCAAUGACUUCCAGCCUCGAGGCAGGGAGCUCUCGGGAGCCGGCUCUGUUCCUCUCGUCGUAGGCACAGCCUUUGGCCCCAGCCCGGCUCUGUUCCUCUCGUCGUAGGCACAGCCUUUGGCCCCAGCCCCGUGGUUCCGAGCGGAUGGGUAUGUGCAGCGAGGUAGUUCCUGCAGGUCUCCAUCAGCAUAAACUCCUUCCUACACUCUUCCCCACAGACCACCCCAGCUGCAGAGUUUAAGUGGAAAUCCAGGGGCACUGAAAGCGCACCUCACCCUCCGUGUGUGGGCUGGCCCUGAGCCAGUCUCUUCAUUGACCUUCUUAUGGAACAUUGCCUUUCUUUUCCUGUUUUAAGAUUCAUUUUUUCAAAAGCAAAAUUUAUUUUUUUCUUAACAGUAAUCAGUUUUUAACGCCUGAAUUUUGCCUUUUAAGCAAGGGACUAGAUCUAAACUAUGUUAUCAAAGUUACUGGACAUAAAUAUCCAUUAAAUGACAUUCCUUUGGUUUGGCCUUUUCAUAGUAGUUUAAUUGUAUGUAAGUGACCUUGUCCACUAAGAUUUAUAUUUUAAAGUGAAGGAAAGUAUUUUGCCAAAAACAUUCUUUUUUCCUCUCCUUUAAAACAAAGUUAUGUUUUUCUGGAUGUGCAAGUGCCUAUCUAGCGACAUGAUUGGGAAACACAGAGAUUAAGUCCAUCUUGAGCACUGAGGGAUCUAGAUGACCCUUGAGACUCCAAUUCUCGUCCAGUCCAACCCUUUGUUGAGUGUCCACCACACUCCAGGCUUUGAACCAGGCCCGGGGUCACGAGGUCCAUUCUGUGGCCUAGAUGGAUCAUUUCAGUGCCAGGUGGUAAAUCCAGUGACAGAGGGCUGUGGGGUCCUGUCCCAGGAGCUGCGCAGGUGCUCCUACCCGCAUGGGUGGAGCCAGGGGACCUUGCAGAGGAAAGGGCUUCUGAGCUGAGAGUUAAAGGAUGAGUUGUUGUGAGCCCAGGCUGUGGGAGCAGCGUAAACAAAGGCCCAGGACCUGCAUCAGCCUGGUGCUCGGGGCCCACAGGCGGUUUGGAGCUGCCAGAGAACAUCAAGUGCACAGCUGCAGUCCUGGAGCCUGAGCUCUUGUCACCGUGAGACGCAGAUGCUCGUGGCCACAGAGAGAGGCAGCACGCGGUUCGCUAUGCGCCUCUACCCAGAGUCAAGUUUCCUUGCAGCUGAGGCUGGUAUCAAAGUUUCUUUUUCUUUGGAAAUACCUGGAGUUAUUAUCCUAAAAUGACCCCUGGUAACUAAUUUUUGAACUUUGUUGGGGGUACAGCCCCUCACUGGAGGCUGUGAGGUGGGGCUGGAGACCACUGCUUGCACAGACUUGGCCGGGACGAGCUUACGGCAUACUGAUUCCGCUAUUACCUGGGGGCCCAGGCUCAGGAGCUCCCCUUUGAAAAAGGACAGGCCUUGACCUGUGGAGGAGGUUGUUCUGGACAGCGGUGGCACUGCACCCACGCGGCCUUCCCGUGAGCAAGGAGGCCACUGCUGCCCUCAUUUCCCUCCGGCCUUGAAUCGUUCUUGCAAGUAAUGGUCAUUUCAGUACAAUGUGGUAAAUGUGAUAAAUCCUCAUCGCAGUGGCACUCGCUGAGCGGAAGGGAAUGUUUUUCUCAACUCGGCGACAGUAAAAGGGCUCAGGCAGCCACCGCCCUGGAGACCCGGCUCUACCGAGUGGGGGCAUCCCGGCGUCCCACCGUGGGCCUCGGUACUUCCUAGUAUUGAUACUUGUAUUCCAUCCACUUGCCUGUAUCCUUCAGUGCCCAAGUAUCCUAUGUCCGUAACUUAAUUCAGGAACUUCCAUGUUUUUAGUUUGUAAUUUUGCCUUUAAACAUUAUCCUUUCCACCAAGAAGCCUAUUUAGGCCAAACACAAGAAAGCAGGGUGUAAAAUUAGAUCUGUCCAGCACUGGAAUGGGAUUCCUCUUUUGUGUUUCUUUUGCCAGGGAAUUUUUGAACAGACAGUACGUAGCCCCUUGUCUAUUUAUAGUGGAAUAGAUGUGGAAAGGAGAUUAAAAGCCUUGAGUAGAAGUUGAAUUCGAUGAUUGUUCUUAAGAUCCCUUCCAAUCCGUGAUCCUAUGAUUCCAUGACUGUUGUUUAUUACUGGACUGACCUAACCAUUACCAGUGACCCGCCUACACGUGGCUGACUUCACUCAGGUAAAUGGGAACAUAUCCCACUGCCUUUGUCUUGUGUCACAUCAAGUAAACUGCUUCCUGUAUUUUCCCGUCUAGAGCCCAGGAGGUUUGAAAAAGAUGGAGAAGGUGCAAGUCAAUCAAUCAUGGUACCAUCUCAUUAAAAACAAAUACCUCAAAAUGUUCACCUUCGUGAGUGUACAAAAGUGUAUCUGACUUUCUUGGGAGAGAAAGGGAAUUGCAGGUUGGCUUAAAGUUUAGAUUUAGAAUGCGACUUUGAUAUUUAGGAUCCUUUCUCCUUUUUAUCCCCCUUCGUUCUCUGGGAAGCAUGAGAGGGAAGGAGAAAUGGUUUGAAAAAAGUAUUUCACUUAUACACACUUUUUCUUUCAUUGAAAUGGAUGGCUGCCUUAUGUUAGUAGCAUAUGACGUAUGGACCAAAAUACUUGUGUCGCUGGUAACCACUGUAUACUUACAUACUUGUGUUUUACGCCAUCUGCUUUUUUUUCAAAUGUACUGUCAUUUUGCAGAAGAAAAUCUUUAUAUGAAAAGUCCAAAAACUGUUACUAACUGUACAACCGGGAAGGUGCUAGCCCCACAUUCGUGCCUGCCUGCCACUGUCUCCACAACCGGGGACACGGACGCUCCCACCCUGCACGCCCACCAGUCUACAGCCACGUCGGAACCUGGCUGCAGUGGGCGUGUUGCUUUAUGGAUGUCUUUUUCUUUCUUUUGGAAAUGAGAUUCUCCAAGGGGUCAGGCUGAAAAUGUAAUAAGCCCAAAGCUGGAAGAGAUUUCUCAAAUGUGGUUCUAGCCAAACCCUGCUGGCAUUGCCACGCCCUCUGCCACUAGAUUCCCCCAACCAGACCAAGCAGUCUUGACAUUGACUUCCUGAAUGUGAUUAGGUGGGAAUGAGCAAGGAUUUCCCACGAUGUUAAAUGUCUGUAUCCAGUUCUCCAUUCAAAUGCUGCUGAAUGUCGUGAACGUUUCUGAACUCUGCUCACUUUCCCACUGUGCUUCCCGCUAACCGAAAUGAAUGUGUAGCCAUGACCAAUGUCAAAGACGCAAUGCAAGCUACCGCCACGGUUUAAAAUAAAUCUCUGUGGAAACCUU
Molecule: messenger RNA, 7952 nt
Organism: Balaenoptera musculus (blue whale)
Lineage: Eukaryota; Metazoa; Chordata; Mammalia; Artiodactyla; Balaenopteridae
Gene: WDFY2
Product: WD repeat and FYVE domain containing 2
Exons: 12
Coding region: 242-1444 (400 amino acids)
Molecular function (GO): metal ion binding; protein binding
Source: RefSeq, a predicted model, not a curated record